Cavia porcellus (domestic guinea pig) is the source of this 12280-nucleotide messenger RNA. RefSeq names its product protocadherin beta-7. Lineage: Eukaryota; Metazoa; Chordata; Mammalia; Rodentia; Caviidae. Gene Ontology annotation, cellular component: plasma membrane. The coding region runs from base 7385 to 9775 and encodes 796 amino acids. Gene Ontology annotation, biological process: homophilic cell-cell adhesion. The transcript has a single exon. The record is from RefSeq and is a predicted model, not a curated record. Gene Ontology annotation, molecular function: calcium ion binding.
UAUUUGAAUAUAUUCUUUGGAGAAAUGUUUUCUGAAAUACUUUGCUGAAACAUUUGUUUGAGAACUACAAGUCAGUGUCUAUUAGUCUUUUCUCUUGGGUUCAGGUUACUCUUCAGAUAGAAAUUCAGUACAGCUGGAAGGUAGGAUGGAAAAUAUGUAACACUGAUACACCUUAAGCACUUUAAGGUCUCUUGGUUUAGGGAAGGUGGUAGUAGUCAAUAUUUAGGAUUUUUACCCUCUUCUCAUUAAGGCCCAGGCCUGUUCUCAGUUGUGGUGAUGUCACUCAGUCCGGCCUUUUCUAUUUAACCUCUACAGAUACUACACCUCUCAUUUUAUGCCAUUAUGAGAAAAGGGAAGAUACCUUGAUUCAGUAACUGACAAAGGAAUUCUCACAUAUUGCUUAUUGACUUAGAUAUUGUCUUAGAUAUUGCUUAUUCUCAUUGCUGAGUCAUACUGCUGAGACAACUUAAGGGAUGAAAAGCUUAUUGAAACAGUUUGUAGAGUUCAGGCUGGCUUUGCAGCAGGAUAGCAUGGCAAAAAUGCAUGACAGAGAAGAAAAAGCUCAUGCCAUGAGGGCAGGAAGCCGAGAGAGAUAUCAAGGGAGGAGAAGAGAUACACCCUUCCAGGCAAUGGCCUAGCUGAUUUUAAAUCUGUGCUAUUAUAUAAAUGAGCUUUAAGGAGUCAACCAAGAUAAACUUGUGUCCCCAGUUUUCUUAAAUUCUCAUGUCCCUGAGAAGAACAAUGUAGCUGGCUAUAAAAUUCUUCCUUUAGUCAACUUCCUUUUCCUCAAAGAUUGGUUGACAUCAAACUUUACAUUAGCCCUUUUAUCGUAGUUUACUCACAGAUCUAAAUUUGACUCAACUUUAAAAUUAGGUAAUAUUCUUCAGAACUCGUGAUUGCAAUGUGUCAUGAAUUUUUCCUAUUUGCUAUAGUGUCAUCUUAGUACAAGAACAAUAUUGGCUAAGGGAAAAUUACUGAGUCAAAAUUUCUUUCCUUCAGAAUCUUGUAAAUAUUUCCAUUGUUGAAAUAUUUCUCAGGGGAAGUCUGGAGUCUGUAUUCUUUGCCUGUGGGAAAUUUGCUUUUUAUCCUUGAGGUACAUUAUAUUUAUUAGUUUAGGUCUUGAUUACAGUAAUUUUCCAUUACUUUUUCUUGGAACUCAGUGUUCCCUUUUAAUCUGAUGUAUGCAGAUAUUUUUAUGUAUGUUAUUCAUUGAUUCAUUCAUUUUAAGUCUAAUUUUAAAAUCUCUGAUACUGUCAAUAUUUUUAGUUUGAGUCCCUUGCUGUUUAUUUUGUUUCUGCUUCUUCUUAUUCAUGUGUAUGUUUCUUUAACAUACAUCAACUGCUCUUAAAAAUGCAUUUUUGAAUAUUCUAAAACCCUAGAUUCUAUGUUUAUUCCUUCGAAAUUGAUUUUCAAACUGGAAAUGGUGGUGCAUAUCUGAAAUUCUAGCAUUAAGGAGCCUGAAGUAGAAAAAUCACAAGUUAGAGGCCAGGCUGGGCUAUGUAGUGAAUUCAAGACCAACUUAAACUACACUGUGAAACCCCAUCUCAAAAAAAGGACUUUCAUUUUUAUCACCUAGGAUACUGAAAACAGUAUCAACAGGGAACCAAAUUUGUGGCUUAAAUUCCUUCCCCUCAAUUCAUGUAUAUUCAAGAUACAUAUAGACAAUAAUCCAUCUGUACCUAAAAUUUUCUCUUUUCUUUCAUUUUUUUCUGAUCUGCGUAAUAUUUCUAAAUUCCUGGAGUUGGAGGAAGACAGUGUCUUUAUGUUUCUUUAUGUUUGAACUGUUCACAUUAUGAUUCUGAUCUUAGUCCUCUAAGAUCUUUUACUAUGAGGAGAAUCUUCCUACUAUGAGGAGAAGCUUCUACUAUGCUACAACUUUGGUUGCCCCAAGCCUUGAUUUAUAUUUUUUAAGCCCAUAUAGAUUUAUAUCAAGUCAAAUAUGAAUAUUUUUCAAAUGUCUUGAAAGCAUAAGCAGUUCUUUUUUCUGGUGUGCUGCUUACUGCUUGAUUGCAGGCUUCCUUAAGAAAUUGUCUUAUUUCUACUAUAUUAUCAGGUCUUUAAUAUUUUUGAGAUUUAUUAAAGUUUUGUCCAUUAUUUUUUCCACAAGAGUGUCAUCUCAAUUAUCUGCAUCAUCAUUUUCACAAAUGAGAAGCUCGGUAUAAUUUCUCUCUAAUUUGAAGACUCAGCUUUGCCAUCUUUUCAAUUAUAUAUUAAGGAUCCUAUUUUAUUUUACUUGAUUGAAUCUAGUUUUUCUUUCAUUUGAUAUUCUGCUUACCCAAAUUCCUGGUCUUCCUUCUGCACCAAGUAGUAAUUUUCACAGGGAACACUCUUUAUCUGAUUAGUUUAGGAAAGUAUAUAUUGAAAUAAAUACACAUGAACAAGUGUUGAAUUAAUGAAUGAAUGAAUUUUAGUCUUUAUCAUCUGUCUUAAUAAACAUAACAUUAUUCACAGUAUUUACUACUUGCUUUGUUCGCCUAACAAUGUAUCAUUUAGUAUAUACAAGCUAACUUUCACCUUUAAAAUGUAAGGUGUGAUAUUAAGCCCUUUAUUUAUUCACAGAUGAAUUUUUAAACUAAUUUUUACUUACUGUGUUAUACAAUAGUAGAUAAAAAGGAAAGUAUGUGAUUCAGCUUCAGACCAAAUAUUGACAGUAUGAGAUUUUAAAAUUAGACUUAAAAUUUAAAUAUACGUUAUACGUAGGAGAUGUAACAGCACGCAACAAGCUUAUUAAAUGUUUUUAUUCUUAAGUUUCUCAGUUGUGCAUCUGAAAUUUUUUUAUCCUUUCGUUUUCUGAAAUAUGUGUUAGCUUAAAAAAUAGCGCCUUAGGGCCGGGGGUUUAGCUCAGUGGUGUAAGUGCCUGCCUGGCAAGCAUGAGGUCAUGAGUUCAAUCACCGGUAGCAAAAAAAAAAAGAAAGAAAAUAGUGCCUUACCGGCUUGUUUUACAUUUUAUACAUUUUCUUUUACAAACCCCGAAAAGCUCUUCUUCCUUAUAGCUUGAAAGUAUAAUAUUUUAGUGUACAUAAAUUACAGUUGAUAACAAGAAGCAGAGAUUUUCUGUGUAUGCAUAAUCGAUGACAUUUUGUAUAGGGACUUACAUACUUAUAAAAUUGCUUAAAGAACAGGACAAGCAGCAAUGACAGGAUCAGCCCUGCCUCCUGUUUCAGAAGGCAAGCUACCAUGGCCUCAGAGCUCAGGAAGCCGAUGCCACAGAAACCACCAAAACUGUUGCUUUCAUAGUGUUCUCUCCCAACUCCUACACGGGUGACUGGAAUCAACCUUCACAAAUCCUGAGGGGUGACGAUCUGUCACUGAGCGGCCUCCAGUUCUCAGCAAAGCUCAUGGCUAGACAGAAGAUGCUGACUUUGCUGCAGGCUUUCACUUCUAUUUUGCCUUGUUGAUCAACAAUACUGCACAGUAGUAAAGUGACCUUUAUGUUUCUUCUAAGUCUCAGGUGAAGGAGCAUCACUUCAAAUCUAAUUUACAGCAAGAUUAAUAAUGCCAAGGAGCCUGGAAAAUGAAGUUUUAAGCUUUCUAGACCCACAAUUUUUAAAAACUUCAUAAAAGUAGGAAUGGAUGACAUAGGACAGUGACAUACUUGGAAAUAUCAUUGGUUUUAAGGACUUUGUCUCAGUAAUUGCAUUUGUUUAUUUGCUGUUUUUGAAUCUUAACUUUUAGGGCAUAUGCAGCUAUUUAUAGCAGCUGAAUCACAUGGCUUCACUCCAUUCAGUGAGUAACCUAUCACCCUAACUCUAACAUAAGUCUAGAAUUUCCAAAAAUAAACAUAGUCAAAUCCAAACAGAGAUAGAUGAUCUCUCAGAGAAAAUAGAAAGUUUGAAAACAGAAUAAUAUUUGGGAAGAAACCUUGUAUUUAUAUUAUCAGAUGAAAAAUUACUGCAUCCAAGAAAUAAGUAUAAAAAGAGAGCUUUUGGAAAAUAUAAACAUAAUAAAGAAAUUAAAAUCUCAAUGAAAUGCCUAGAAAUUAAAAUAAGUUAGAGAAAAUAUUGCAAAAGAUCUUUUAAAAAUUGUAAACAAGAGUGAAAAAGAAAGGAAAGGCUGUAUCAGAAGCCCAGCACCUGAAUUUUAGGCAUAAAAAGAGAAAGAGAGAGACAGAGAGACAGAGGGACAGAAAUAGAGACAGAGAAAUAGAGUGAGAUAUCAGUAAAGUAAUUUAAGAGCUAAGUAAAUUAGUUAGAACUAGAGUAAAUUAAUUUUCUAGAUGAAAUGGCUCAAUAAUAUUAUUGUAUAAUGGGUGAAAUACAAGACCAAACCAAAACCCAUCACUGUUUAAUUUUUAAUUGCCUGGGAUAAUGACAAAAUACUACAAUAAAUAAAAAUACAAGUUAUGCAUGGAGGAUAAAAGUAAGAUUAAAAAAACAAUUUUUUAGCAAAUACUUUGGUUUAGACAGAUCUUUGCUUAACAAACACUUCACAAUUAUAAAAGAAAAUUGUUUCCACCUAGAACACUAUACUCAGUAAAACUUCCAAUCAAAUAUCGUAAAUAAAGAUGUAUUAGUACAUUUAAGUUCACCACAAAAUUUAACUCUUCUACAUUAUUUUUGGAAAACUACAAAAAGACACCAAAAUGAGAAAGUAAUUCAAGAGAAAAAGAAAGAAAAAACAGAAAAGAUGUAAAAGAGGACAAAACUGAAAUAAAUCUCCAGACAAUAUUUAAGUUAUUAAAGGACAAAAAUGUAAUCCAAAAUAUUAAGAAAUCAGUUGAUAAUACCUAAAAUUAAUUAAUCAUAAUAUAUUACAACGCAGAUUAACUGAAACACGUAUGGCACUUGCCUCUAAUCCUAGCUCUUGGAAUACUGAGAAGGAAAAUCACUGAAAAUUCAAAACCAGCCUGGGCUACAUAGAGUCCAAAGCCACCCUAAACUACAAAUGAGACCAUAUCUCAAAAAAUAAGAAAAAUGAUUAGUGUAGAAGACAUAAAAAUACAAGUUUAAAAAUGGUUGCCUCUGGGAAGGAAAUCAGCACAGUGAGAUGGAUAAAGACAGAGAGCCAUUGUAUUUCAUUAUAAAUCCCGUAGUGCUAUUCAAUUUUGAACCAAGGUCAUAUAUUAUUACAAUGAAUGUAUCUUAGAUAUCAAUAAAGUAGCUUUUAUAAAUCUUCCCACAAAUAGAAAGGAAACUAAAAUAACAUUGAUAUUAAGAAUAGGAUACAACUAAAAUAUCAAAAUAUACAAGGAAGUAGAAUGCUAAGAAUCAGGAAAAUGAGCAUUUUAAAAAUAGAGGGGCCAGGGAUAUAGAUCAGUGGUGCAGCAUCUGCCUGGCAAGCUCAAGGUCCUGGGUUUGAUUCCCUGUACCCAAAAAUAAAAUAAUAAAAAAUAGAAUGCAAAUUACUUAAAAAGAAUGAAAUGGACUAUCCAUUUGUCUCAGUCUCCAAACCCAAGAAAAAGGCAUUUCUUUCCAUGGAACAGUUGAUUAGUAGUGAUUUGAAGAGACAUCUGGUGAAAGCACAGGUCUGCCCAGGAAGAUGUCUUUCCUGAAGGAGGAAACAGCUUGUGACCCAGAAGAAGCUGUCUGCAAGAGUGUCCCCAAGGAAAAGAGAAAAAAUUUAUUCUGCGAAAGAGCCAGUCAGCAGCGGGCCUGAAGAGGCUGCUGCCAGCAAGGGCAGCGCCAAGAAAAAAAAGAAAAAGCUCCAAAAACAUCCUAGGAAGAUUAGAAUGGACAAUCCCUGGGGUGCACUCGUGGGGACAUUUCCCAUUCCAUGGCCUAAACCCCAGUCAAUAAAAAUGAAGCACACACCAAAGAGAACAAACCUGGAAUAGAUUAAUAUCCAAAGGCAAAAUGGAAAGGAUAGUCAUAGGUCUGCCACCAGUGAAGCCACCAAAUCAACCCAUUUAAAAGGCAAAUUAUAAUAAAUGCUGUAGACACAAAUAGCAAUAUACUUCGAAAGCUGUUACAUGAAAAUAUAUGCACAGCAUCUUAAACCAUCCUUUGAAGCCACAAUGAUAGUUCAGUACUGAAACCAAAGAAGUUAUAACACAGUCCAGCAUGGGCCAGUAAAAUCCUAAAACCAUCUUGACACAUCAAAUCCAUCUCUGCGUUAGAACAUUAAUGCAACAUUAAUACAUUACUCAAUUGUAUUCAUAUCAAAGACUAGAAUUAAAAAGCCAAAUAAAUGAAUAAUUUAAACAAGUGUAAAAGUUAUUUUAAACAUGAAAGAAGAUAUUCUUCAUUAAAAAGUAUUUUCCUUAAAUUGAGAUCAACCAUCAAAAAGAUACAAUAAGAGAAACAUUUCUACAAAGCCAAUGUUGACCUACUUUCAGAGUACCCAUUAUAUACUGGAGAUCCUGGCCAUUGACAUUUUAUAACAACAAUAAUUUUUGUAAUACUUUAGGCAGGUGAUGCAUGAAAGUUACAUGGCAGGAAACUGGAAGAUACAUGUAAAGAGUGAAAAUGUAGAAAAUAAAAUUAUUCCCUAAUUUACAACAAAGCUGAAAAGGAGAACGCUAUUCUGUCUUAGGAACUGUAUUAUUGCUGAACAACUAACAAAUAAAUGAUAGGUCCUUAACUAAUAUUUGACUUUUCAUGUGGACAUCACUUUCAUAUUCUUUACUAAAAAUUUUUGACAUGGGAGAUUUUCAUCAUGUCUUAGGAUGUUUUCCAAUUGAAAACAAUUAAUAUUGAAAGAUUAAUUUGUUCACUUGUCAUACAACAAAUGUAAAAAAUUCUUAACUUUCCUUUUUUAUUAAUAUAUAUUCAUAAUACAUAAUAGUUACAUUCACCUUGAGGGAUAUGUUAUACACACUUCACCUUGAUCGCUUUUAUCCUUUCAUCCCCCACUUCCUCAGGUUCCCUUUCCAUCUCCACAGUGUAAUUCCAUGUUUCCUACCAUUUAUCGUUUAUUUUGUUCUUUAAAUUAUUCAUAUAUUGGGUUUGUCACUUGGGUAGGGAACCAAAGUUUAAUGCCUCUAGAUUUAAGAAUACAACAAAUUUCUUUUUCUACAAAUUCAGAUUAUCAGAGGAGGAAACGAAAGUGAGCUGUUACUUACUAGCAUUACUGUGAUUAUUUGAGGGAAAAGAUGGAAUGAGACAGCAAAGAUACGGGGUUAAGUCACUCCUGCAGCCAAACACCUUUUGUCCGCCAUCUUUUUGGUUUAUUUUGAGAACGGUUAUAACAAUUACAAACCGCAAGGUGGCGCUGCUGGCUAAAGAGAGAAAAAAUAAUGCCUUCACAAAGGACGUUUCUGAUUGCAGCGUCAAAAGGAAGUCUGACUGGCAAGCAAGAGAAAUCGUGGUAAUCUUAGUUGUGGAAAGUGCGGGUCUCUCCUCAUGAGAAUCGCUAUUAUUUAGCUCAGUUUUAAGGAUUUAUUUGCUGCCACUUCCACGGACUGCUUGAGGCUUAGUGGGAUUGUUUUUGCAAAACUGACCAAAGGAUGGAAGCCAGAUUGGAGCGUGCCGCACGGUACAGGCAAGUGCUAUUUCUUUGUGUCAUUCUGGGGCUAUCUUGGGCUGUCACGGAAUCGCUUCAGUAUUUUGUGGAGGAGGAAACUGAGAGAGGCACUUUUGUGGCCAAUCUAGCAAAAGACUUGGGGUUGGGGGUGGGAGAACUGUCAGACCGGGGAUCUAGAAUUGUUUUCGACCAAAAUACAGGAUUUUUACUGCUUAAUUCGCUGACUGGUGAUUUGCUUCUAAAUGAGAACUUGGACCGAGAGGAGCUGUGCGGUCCCAUAGAGCCCUGUGUAGUGCCUUUCCAGUUAUUAUUGGAAAAGCCAUUUCAGAUUAUCCGUGCUGAGCUACAGGUCAGAGAUAUCAAUGAUCAUUCUCCAGUAUUCCUAGACAGAGAGAUUCUGUUGAAAAUAUCAGAAAGUACCACUCCAGGGGCGACAUUUCUCCUAGAAAGGGCACAGGAUUCAGACACUGGAACCAAUAGUCUGACUAACUACACCAUCAGUCGCAAUGCCUACUUCCACAUUAACGUGCAUGACGGCGCGCAGGGAGAUAUCUUUCCGGAAUUGGUACUGGAUCAGAUGCUGGAUCGUGAGGAGAUGCCUGAACUCAGCUUAACCCUCACAGCCUUGGAUGGUGGCUCUCCGCCCAGAUCAGGGACCACACUGGUACGCAUCCUGGUGGGAGAUAUAAAUGACAACGCCCCUGAAUUUGUUCAGUCCUUUUACAAAGCCAAGAUACCCGAGAACAGCCCCGUGGGUUCCCUGGUUAUCGCCGUGUCAGCUAGAGAUUUAGAUACUGGGAGCAAUGCAGAAAUGGUGUAUGCAUUUUUUUAUGCCACUGAAAGAAUUCUCAAAAUGUUUCAAAUCAAUUCAACCUCUGGCAAUCUUUAUCUUAAAGCCGAUUUGGAUUACGAGGUCAUUCAAACUUACACAUUAACUAUUCAGGCCAAGGAUGGUGGAGGACUGUCUGGAAAGUGUACCGUGGUUGUUGAGGUAACAGAUAUAAAUGAUAAUCCACCGGAAAUUCUCAUGUCAUCGUUAAAUAGUCCCAUUGCAGAAAACACACCUGAAACAGUCGUAGCUGUUUUUAGGAUUAGAGACAGAGAUUCGGGAAACAAUGGGAAAAUGGUGUGUUCCAUUCAGGAUGACAUUCCCUUCCUCCUGAAGCCAUCUGUGGAAAAUUUCUAUACUCUAGUAACAGAGAAACCUUUGGAUCGAGAGUGGAUCACAGAAUACAACAUCACCAUCACCGUCACCGACCUGGGGACGCCCAGGCUGAAAACCCAGCACACCAUCACCGUGCUGGUCUCCGACGUCAACGACAACGCCCCCACCUUCACCCAAAGCUCCUACACCCUCUCGGUGCCCGAGAACAACAGCCCCGCCCUGCACAUCGGCAGCGUCAGCGCCACAGACUCAGACUCGGGCACCAACGCCCAGCUCACCUACUCGCUGCUGCCGCCGCCCCACGACCCGCUCCCGGGCCUCGCCUCGCUCGUGUCCAUCAACGCCGACACCGGCCAGCUGUUCGCGCUGCGGGCGCUGGACUACGAGGCCCUGCGCGCCUUCGAGUUCCGCGUGCGCGCCACCGACCGCGGCGCGUCCCCGCUCAGCGGCCAGGCGCGCGUGCGCGUGCGCGUGCUGGACGCCAACGACAACGCGCCCUUCGUGCUGCACCCGCUGCAGAACGCGUCCGCGCCCUGCACCGAGCUGCUGCCCCGCGCCGCCCAGCCCGGAUACCUGCUCACCAAGGUGGUGGCGGUGGACGCCGACGCGGGCCAGAACGCCUGGCUGUCCUUCCAGCUGCUGCAGGCCAGCGAGCCCGGGCUGUUCAGCGUGUGGGCGCACAGCGGCGAGGUGCGCACCGCCAGGCCGCCGGGCGAGCGCGACGCGCCCAGGCAGCGGCUGCUCGUGCUGGUCAGGGACAACGGCCAGCCGCCGCUGUCGGCCAGCGUCACGCUGCACGUGCUGCUGGUGGACGGCUUCUCGCAGCCGCACCUGCCCGGGCCCGAGGCGGCGGCCGAGCGCGCGCAGGCCGACCCGCUCACCGGCCCCCUGGUGGUGGCGCUGGCCUCGGUGUCGUCGCUCUUCCUGUGCUGGCUGCUGCUCUUCGUGGCGCUGAGGCUGUGCGGGAGGAGCGGGCGGGCCGCGCUGCCUGGCUGCCCUGCGCCCGAGGGCCCCUUUCCGGGCCAGCUGCUGGACGUCAGCGGGGCGGGCACUCUGGCCCACAGCUACCAGUAUGAGGUGUGUCUCACUGGAGGAACUGGGACCAGCGAUUUCAAGUUCCUAAAACCUAUUGUCCCCAACCUUCUACCCCAGAGCACAGGGAGAAAUGUGGAAGAAAAUUCCGCUUUACAGAGUAGUUUGGGUUUCUGACAGAGAAGGAAAAUAUAAUCUGUCUGUAAUAUUCUUAGGAACCUAUAUUAAGUUCAUGUAGAGAUGAGUUUUAUUUUUUAAAAGCAGUUCUAAAGUCAAAGACUAAAUUUCCCUGCACCAAAGAGAAUACAGUUGUUUUUUAAAUCUCCCUGAGGAUUGAAACCAAGGCCUCUGGGAAUGCAAAGCAAGUGUUACACCCCUCACCUGCAUUCCAGGCUAUUCUGUUUCAGACAGUAUCUAAUAGGUACAGAGUGUCCUGGGAGUUAGAAUCUUCAUUUCAGCCUCUGCAGAAUCUGGGGUUGCAGGCAUUUACCACCUUGCCCUGUCAUGAUCCACUAUGAUUCUGAAGAGCCCUCCACAAAUUAUGAAAUGUGUGUUAUGUUUUAUUUUACACAAAUUUAUUUAAAGUGAGGUCCACAAAUAACAAGUUUUGAGAUUUUAAAAAUUGUUUUCCAUCCUGUUCAAUCUUUACUGUUACUCUCCCUUUCUGCUUAGAAUUUUGUACAAGUAUAUGUAUCCUAAGUUUAAUCAGCAUAGAUUGACAGUAUCUUCUUAAACUUUUUAGAAAAAUAGAAAUCACUAUGUACCAUGCACACUCUUAAUCUCAAAAGGAACCUAUUAGUGGUACUUCAGAAAAGAGCAAAUAGAUGUUCAUAGAGACUUAUAAAGGUCACAAACUUAGAGGGUGACAGAGCUAACCAUAUUCCCUAAUUUUGUCUGAUUUUGCAUCUGUGGACUUGCAACAAUGCUACAUUGUUUUUGUCAUUAUCAAUGGCCUAACAAAGGAGAAGAAAAGUUUCUGUUAUGUUCAAAAUUCCUGUUCAUUUCCUUUUGUAUUUAUAAUUAAUGUUCCUAUUGUUCUAUAGUUUUAUUUUCACAUAAACCAACAAUGCUCCUGGGGGUUUUUUUGGUACUAGAGAUUGAACUCACAACCUAGUACUUGCCAGGCAGGCACUUGUGCCACUGAGCUAAAUCCCCGCCCCAAGAAUCCUGCUUCAAUAAGUUAAUUGUUCAAUUAUUAAAGUCCUGAUCUAACCAAAUAUGAAAUUUUUAAUAGUGAAAGAUCAGCCUGUACUUUUGCCUUUUCUCCUGAACAUAUGACUUUCAUUUAACAGAAGAGAUUAAUGGUUGUGAAUAGGAAUGUCACACAAUUGUGGCUGUUUUAUUAGUUCAUUAUUUACCCUGGCUGGUUUUUCUUUAGCCAUUCACUGUUACAUUGGUACCAUAAUUUUAUGCUUUAGUAAGGUUUACUUUUAAUUUCCUUCUCAGUAUGCUGCAGUGCAGAAUCAGGAAAAUUUAAGAAAUGGUAUACUUUAAAAUAUGUAAUAGAGAAAUAUGCAUUGAAGGUUAGAAAUUCUAGGGAACUUAAGAAGAAGCUUUGUUUAUUUUGAUAGUCUGCAACUGCUUGUUCUUUAGAUAUCACCUGUGGUUGAGGUUGUAGUAGUGCAGUGGUGGAGUGCUAGCCAAGCAUGCCUGAGAUCCUGGGUCCCAUCCUGAGCAUUAAAAAUGUAAUUCAAUAUUUCUGCAUGGUUGUAUUCUGCAAACAUCAUACACUAGAACCAAUAACUCCAAAAAAGUAUUAUUACUGUAUAUAACUAGUUAAACAUAGCCUAAGGACAGAAAAAAACUCACAAGAGUAACUUUUUCAUAGUCUAAAGUUAAAAUUAUCCAAUUUCCCCAAUAAACACAUGGCAUGAAAAAGAGAAAGGAACAUUUACACAGUGAAAGGACUUGAGAUCUACCAAAAGUCCAAUGUUUGGGGAAUCUUAUUUGGAUCAUGAUUCAUACAACAAUAAUUCUGAAAGUAUUUGAGGAAUUUGAAUAUAAAUGAUAUUAAUAACCUUAAUUACACAAUUUCUUAGCCAUGAUAAUGGCAUUGUAGUUUUAUGAUUCUCAGAAAGUCAUUAACAGAAAUGCAUAAUAAAGCAUUUGUGGGUGAAAUUUGCUUUUCCUAAGAUGUGAGAAUAUUAGAGGAAUAGAAUAAAGAAUUAUGGAAAAAUCAUAAUUAUUGUUGAAACCAGUGAUGAGUAUAUGAACGUUCACAUAUUAUUUUUAAUGAGGUUUAAGAGUUUUAGAAAAUUGAUCCUGUGAGUUCAUCUUUUUUUAAAAAAAUCAUAUCCUCCAAAAAUACACAAUCACCACUGAUGUCACAUGUUUGUACCUCCACUAGUUUCCUGCAUCAUUUGACAUGAUAUCUUUAGAGAUAGUCCUGCUCAUCCAUUCUUCUACUGCAUGAAUAUUCAGGUGUUUGCUCCAUUUAUAGCAAGAGAUUCAUGAAGACUUAGUUGUUUGGUGACAUGUACUUGCCAUGUAUAGUUUUUUAUGAGGUUAAUCAUUCUUUAAAUUAGUUUUCUCUCCUGUUAGGUGGGGAAUUCACAACAGCACUGUGUGGUAUGUGCUAUUAUUCUCUCAAAGAAGACAAAGAAGUUAAAUAAUUUGUACAAAGUUCAUGGCUAUCAAUUAUUUCUGCAAUUAAUUGUAAUAAAGAGAUAUAAUUCUGAAAGA